Molecule: messenger RNA, 1365 nt
Organism: Aegilops tauschii subsp. strangulata
Lineage: Eukaryota; Viridiplantae; Streptophyta; Magnoliopsida; Poales; Poaceae
Product: peroxidase 72
Biological process (GO): response to oxidative stress; hydrogen peroxide catabolic process
Molecular function (GO): heme binding; peroxidase activity
Source: RefSeq, a predicted model, not a curated record
CCUCAAUCAAGCCAACCCAGAGUAGCUUGUUAUUGAUCGUGCCAUCUCUACUGUGAGUGUGAUCGAGCUAGUGAUCAAACGCGAGAAGAUGGCGUUGCACUGGAGCAGCGGCCUCGCGGUCGCCGUCGCGGCGGCGCUGGCCGUGUCCGCGCUCUUCCCGGCGGGCGCUGCGGGUCACCCGCCGCUCCCAGGCCCGUUGGUCCCGCAGUUCUACGAGCACACGUGCCCGCAGAUGCAGGCGUUGGUGGGCGCCAUCGUGGCCAAGGAGCACGCCAAGGAUCCCCGCAUGGCGGCGUCCCUGCUCCGGCUGCACUUCCACGACUGCUUCGUGCAGGGCUGCGACGCGUCGGUGCUGCUCGACGCCGACGGCAGCGGCAGGUUCACCACCGAGAAGCGGUCCAACCCGAACCGCGACUCGCUGAGGGGCUACGAGGUCAUCGACGAGAUCAAGGCCGCCCUCGAGCACGCCUGCCCCCACACCGUCUCCUGCGCCGACAUCGCCGCCGUCGCCGCCAGGGACUCCACCGUGCUGACGGGUGGGCCGGGCUGGGAGGUGCCGCUGGGGAGGAGGGACUCGCUGACCGCCAGCUUGAGUGGCUCCAACAACCUCAUCCCUGCUCCCAACGACACCCUCCCCACCAUCACCGCCAAGUUCCGCAACCAGGGUCUCGACGUCGUCGACCUCGUCGCGCUCUCAGGAGCACACACCAUUGGCGACUCGCGCUGCGUGAGCUUCCGGCAGCGGCUCUACAGCCAGAACAACGACGGGCGCCCGGACCCGACGCUGAACCCGGCCUACGCGGCCAAGCUCCGCGGGCGGUGUCCCCGGUCCGGCGGCGACCAGAUCCUGUUCGCCCUCGACCCCGCCACCCAGUUCCGGUUCGACAACCAGUACUACAAGAACAUCCUCGCCAUGAACGGCCUGCUCAGCUCCGACGAGGUCCUGCUCACGCAGAGCCACGAGACCAUGGAGCUCGUCAAGAGCUACGCCGCCAGCAACGAGCUCUUCUUCGACCACUUCGCCAAGUCCAUGGUCAAGAUGGGCAACAUCUCGCCGCUCACCGGGCACAACGGCGAGAUCAGGAAGAACUGCAGGAGGGUCAACCACUUCUAAACAGACCGAGGGACUGUUCGAAGCCGGUGAUUUCGUCGUGCUUCAAGCUCCUUGAUUUGCAAUGCUUCUUUCAAGUACUGUAUGUGUGUGAUUAUUGCAUUUCCUUAUUCGUGUUGCACCGUAAAAUGGCUGCGAUCGUGUUUGUUCCUCUUCUUGCACUGCUUGUUGAUAUUCAUCUGUGCGACGUGCUGAACUUGUACCAAGAAAUGAUCCAAUAAAGUGCUUACGAGUUGUCCCUGUCACUUUUUCAA